AGCACACCCAUCGUCGUCAGCUCAAGCGCCAAAGGCAGAUCUCACAAGUCGGCGAGAUGGAAGCUCUGGGUAUAUUAGACGCCAAGGCGUCAACGUCUGCCUUGCCAGAUGAGCCGAUGACAGGCACAAGCAAACUCGAUGCCUUGCCAGCAGAGACGAACGAAGCGCAGACGGAUGACUACCUGCGGCUCAAGGCGCUCCAGCGACAUCUUGCAUUCCUAUCGCUGCAAGAGGACUACAUCAAAGACGAGCAGCGCAACCUCAAACGCGAACUCAUUCGAGCAUCAGAGGAAGUCAAGCGCAUCCAAUCUGUCCCGCUCGUCAUCGGACAGUUCCUCGAGCCCAUCGAUGGCAACACGGGUAUCGUCGGAUCGACGACGGGCAGCAAUUACGUCGUCAGAAUUCUCAGCACACUCGACAGGGAGCUGCUCAAGCCGUCCAGCUCAGUCGCGCUGCACCGCCAUGCGAGCUCACUCGUAGACAUCCUGCCGCCCGAAGCCGACUCGAGUAUCUCCAUUCUCGCAGCAGACGAACGACCGGAUGUACAAUAUGCCGAUAUUGGCGGCAUGGACAUCCAAAAGCAGGAGAUUCGCGAGGCAGUCGAGCUGCCCUUGACACAAUUUGAGCUUUACAAGCAGAUCGGUAUCGAUCCUCCUCGAGGUGUCCUCCUUUACGGACCUCCCGGCACGGGCAAGACGAUGCUCGUCAAGGCGGUGGCACAUCACACAACAGCAGCGUUUAUUCGCGUCGUCGGCUCAGAGUUUGUGCAAAAGUACCUUGGCGAGGGACCGAGGAUGGUGCGAGAUGUGUUCAGAUUAGCAAGAGAGAACGCGCCUGCAAUCAUCUUUAUCGAUGAAGUUGACGCGAUUGCGACAAAGCGAUUCGAUGCUCAAACUGGCGCAGAUCGUGAAGUCCAGCGUAUCUUGCUCGAAUUGCUCAACCAGAUGGAUGGCUUCGAUCAAGGUAGCAACGUCAAGGUCAUCAUGGCUACAAAUCGCGCGGACACGCUCGACCCGGCUCUCCUGCGACCUGGCAGACUAGAUCGCAAAAUCGAAUUCCCUCUGCCAUCCAGGCGAGAAAAGCGACUGAUCUUCCAGACAAUCACCGGCAAGAUGAGUAUUGGCAGCGACGUCGAUCUCGAAGAUUACGUUCAAAGACCCGACAAGAUCUCAUGUGCCGAAAUCGCAUCGAUCUGUCAAGCAGCGGGACUGCAAGCCGUUCGAAAGAACCGCUACGUCGUGCUGCCCGCAGACUUUGAAGAGGCAUGGAAGUCGACGGUCAAGAGGGGCAACGACACGCAUGAUUUUUACAGAUAAUGCAAAUGACAGUCCUGCUGCGAGUCUAUAACCCUU
Messenger RNA from Mixia osmundae IAM 14324, 1352 nucleotides. RefSeq lists its product as uncharacterized. The coding region runs from base 57 to 1316 and encodes 419 amino acids. Lineage: Eukaryota; Fungi; Basidiomycota; Mixiomycetes; Mixiales; Mixiaceae. Gene Ontology annotation, molecular function: proteasome-activating activity; ATP hydrolysis activity; ATP binding. The transcript is spliced from 9 exons. Gene Ontology annotation, cellular component: proteasome regulatory particle, base subcomplex. Gene Ontology annotation, biological process: proteasome-mediated ubiquitin-dependent protein catabolic process. The record is from RefSeq and is a predicted model, not a curated record.